AUGCCUCAGUGGUCUGGACAGGUUGCUGCUUGUAUCGCUCAAAGCUGCUCGGGCUCUGACGUUGCACUGGCAACUGCUUUGGCCAUUUCGUUGUGUUCUAAGGUUGGUGCUAACACAUGGAUGAUGCCUGCUUCUCUCUCCACUGCUCUUUCCAGUGCCGCACACGGAUUUGAGAUGACUCUCACCGUAGCCUCGACCCUGGCCGGAUCGUCUGGCUCUUCACAGUCGGGUUCUGUCACUACUCAGACCCCAUCUACGUUGUCUGUUGACUCUACUAGUGCUUCUUCCGGUUCGUCUGGUUCUUCCAGUUCUUCCGGUUCAUCUGGUUCUUCCGCAUCUUCCGCUGCUCCUGCCUCUUCCGCUUCAUCGGCCUCCUCUGCUUCCUCGACUCUGGCUGCUGCCUCUUCGAGUACUCAAGGAUCUUCCGCCAAUGGCGCCAUGCAGAAGUCCACCGGUGUUCUUGGUGCGUUUUCACUCGCUAUGUUGUUCGCUUUGUACCCAAUUGCCACCAUGUUGGCCCUCGUCUCUGCCGCUGACAACCCUUAUGCCACCUACCCAUCUGUGGCUAGAACCGCUUCCAUCAACGGUUUCGCUGACAGAAUCUACUCUUCUUUGCCAGAGUGUGCUAGACCUUGUGUGGAGCAAGCUACUUCCUCUACUCCAUGCCCAUACUGGGACACUGGAUGUCUCUGUGUCAUGACUACCUGGGCAUCUGACGUGGCCGACUGUAUCGCCAAGAACUGUAAGGGUUCCGAGGUCAGCCAGGCUACCUCUUUGGCCAUUUCUCUCUGUUCCGUAGCUGGUGUCUGGGAGCCAUACUGGAUCAUUGACUCCUCUGCUUCCGCUUCUUUGGCCGCUGCCGCUGCUGCCGAGGCUGAGACUACCGCCGAAGAGGCCACCAGCACCACUCUGUCCGCUGAGGCUCCAAACACAUCUGCUAACGCUGAGACCACCGCCGAGGAGACCACCUCUACUGCUGCUGAGACUACUGCUGAGGAGACCACUUCCGCUGCUGCCCAGACCUCCGCUGCUGAGACCUCCUCUGCUGCUGCUCAGACCUCCGCUGCUGAGACCUCUGCUGCUGCCUCUUCUGCCGCCGCUGCUGAGACCUCCGCUGCUGCUUCUUCUGCUGCUGCUUCCUCUGCCGCUGAGACCUCUGCCGCUGCCUCUUCUGCUGCUGCUUCCUCUGCUGCUGAGGCCACUACUGCUGCUGCUUCUUCUGCUGAGGUCGUCUCCUCCUCUGCUGCUGCUGCUUCUUCUGCUCCAGCUGUCACCACUGCUAAUGGUGCUGCUGCCGCCGCCGUCGCUGGUGCUGCCGGUGUUGCCGCUGGUUUGGCCAUGCUCUUGUAA
Molecule: messenger RNA, 1350 nt
Organism: Sungouiella intermedia
Lineage: Eukaryota; Fungi; Ascomycota; Pichiomycetes; Serinales; Metschnikowiaceae
Source: the annotation of a GenBank genome assembly